This is a messenger RNA of Gossypium raimondii (Peruvian cotton), 783 nucleotides long. RefSeq names its product germin-like protein subfamily 1 member 14. The transcript is spliced from 2 exons. Bases 17 to 694 code for a protein of 225 amino acids. Gene Ontology annotation, molecular function: manganese ion binding. Lineage: Eukaryota; Viridiplantae; Streptophyta; Magnoliopsida; Malvales; Malvaceae. Gene Ontology annotation, cellular component: cell wall. The record is from RefSeq and is a predicted model, not a curated record.
AAUUACGUUUAUCACAAUGAAAAGUGCUCAUUUCAUCCUUGCAUUUUGUCUUUUGGCUCUAGCUUCCCCAUUAGCCUACGCAUCUGAUCCUAGCCCUCUCCAAGACUUCUGCGUAGCCAUCAACGACCCCAAGGAUGGUGUGUUUGUUAAUGGGAAGUUCUGCAAGGAUCCAAAGCUUGCUAAAGCAGAAGACUUCUAUUAUUCAGGGCUCAACAUUCCUAGAAACACAUCAAAUCCGGUAGGAUCCACUGUGACUCCCGUCAAUGUUGCUCAAAUACCGGGGCUCAAUACUCUUGGCAUCUCAUUGGUUCGAAUUGACUAUGCACCAAAUGGUGGCCUAAACCCCCCUCACACUCACCCUCGUGCCACCGAAAUCCUAGUUGUUGUCGAGGGCACACUCUAUGUUGGCUUUGUGACAUCCAACACCGAUAAUCGUCUCAUUGCCAAGGUCCUAUACCCUGGAGAUGUAUUUGUUUUCCCAAUUGGCCUCAUUCACUUCCAGUUCAAUGUGGGAAAAACCAAGGCCGUUGCCUUCGCUGGCUUGAGCAGCCAGAAUCCUAGUGUCAUUACAAUAGCCAAUGCAGUGUUCGGACCAAAUCCAUCUAUUAAUCCUGAUAUCCUUGUCAAAGCUCUCCAAUUGGACAAAAAUGUGGUGAAAAAACUUCAAUCAAAACUUUGGUGGGCUAACAAUUAGGGCGGCUAUAAAUUAUAUCACCAUAUUUACUUGGAAUCAAGUAGAUAAUUUGUUUGAAAUGAUAUUUGACAUGUUUCCUCUUUAUAGUU